Molecule: messenger RNA, 1452 nt
Organism: Adineta steineri
Lineage: Eukaryota; Metazoa; Rotifera; Eurotatoria; Adinetida; Adinetidae
Source: the annotation of a GenBank genome assembly
AUGACAACAGAAACUGGUAAAAGUCGAUGUUUUACUUGUGACAAAGAAAAACGAACGGUCAGAUGUGAAGGAUGUUUACAAACAUAUUGUUAUGAUCAUUUAACAGAUCAUCGACAAGAAUUAAAUAAACAAUUAGAUCAUAUAACACUUAAUUAUGAUCGUUUUCGACGGGCACUUAAUGAACAAACAAAUCAUCCACAAAUAAUUCUCUUAACUAAACAAAUUAAUAAAUGGGAAUUAGAUGCAAUAAAUAAAAUUCAACAAACAGCAUCGGAAUGUCGACAAUUAUUACUUGAAAUUAAAAAUGAACAUUCAAGUAAUAUUAAAAUUAAUCUAGAAAAAUUAACUGAACAAUUAGGAGAUAUUCGUCAAGAAAAUGAUUUUAAUGAAAUUGAUUUACAACAAUUUAAAGAUAAACUAGCACAAUUACAACAAGAAUUAAAUAAACCAUCAAAUAUUUCAAUUCAAAAAGAAUAUACAUCAUAUGUGAACAAAAUAUCUGUUGUUGCAUCAUCGGAAGCUGAUAGUUCAUUUUUAAAUAUUCAUAAUAAUACAAAAUGGAAACAAAGUGGAACAACUAUUAUUGGAGUAAGUUUACCAGGCAAUCAACCAGGUCAACUCUAUGAUCCACGAGGUAUUUGUAUUCAUGAUGCUGAUGAACAAAUGAUUUAUAUUGCUGAUUUGGGAAAUCAUCGCAUUAUGGAAUGGAAAUGUAGUACAAAUACUGGUCAAGUUGUUGCUGGUGGAAAUGGACAAGGAAAUCGUAUGGAUCAAUUGGAUCGUCCAACAAAUGUUAUUAUUGAUAAAAUGGAUGAUUCACUUAUUAUUUCUGAUUGGGGAAAUAGCCGAGUCGUAAGAUGGUCUCUUCGAAAUAAUGAAGAUCAACAAACAAUUAUUUUUAAUAUUGAUUGUUGUGGUUUAACAAUGGAUCAUAAUGGUGAUUUAUAUGUUUCUGAUUUAGUAAAGAAUGAAGUCAGACGAUGGAAAGAUGGAGAUACAAAUGGUAUAGUCGUUGCUGGUGGAAAUGGAGAAGGAGAUACACUUAAUCAACUUAAUUAUCCUAGUUAUAUUUUUGUUGAUGAAGAUCAAUCAGUUUAUGUAUCGGAUACUUUAAAUCAUCGUGUAAUGAAAUGGCCAAAAGGUGCAAAAGAAGGUAUGAUUGUUGCUGGUGGACAAGGACAAGGAAAUAGUCUCUCACAAUUAUCUUGUCCUAUGGGAGUUAUUGUUGAUUAUUUGGGUAAUCUUUAUGUUGCUGAUUUUUAUAAUCAUCGAAUAGUACGUUGGGCACCAGGUGCAAGAAAAGGUAGUAUUGUCGUUGGUGGAAAUGGUCAAGGAACACAACCAGAUCAACUCAAUGGUCCGACUGGUUUAUCAAUGGAUCAACAUGGUAAUCUCUAUGUUGUUAAUAGAGGUAAUCAUGACGUACAUAAAUUUGAUAUUGAUUUAAAUUAA